CUGACGUGUGUUCCUGUGCGUUUGAGUGCAGGAAGUUUUUAAAGGUUGCUGGUGUGCUUUAGUGUCAGACGAUGAAUUACGUGGGUCAGCUGGCAGAGACGGUUUUUGUGACUGUUAAAGAGCUUUAUCGAGGACUGAACCCUGCCACGCUCACAGGAGGAAUCGAUGUCAUCGUUGUUCGUCAGCCAGAUGGCAGUUUCCAGUGCUCGCCUUUCCACGUGCGCUUCGGAAAACUGGGAGUCCUUCGUUCCAAAGAGAAAGUGGUGGAUAUUGAGAUCAACGGUGAGCCUGUGAAUCUGCAUAUGAAACUGGGCGAUAAUGGAGAGGCGUUCUUUGUGGAAGAGAAUGAGGAUUUUGAGACCAGGGUUCCUGCUCACCUCUGCACCUCUCCGAUUCCCACUGACCUUCCAGAAGUUUCUGAGUUUACAGAAUCUCCCCCCAGUGUCAACUCCUCCAGUUACCGGAAGAAACGGCGCAGAAAGCGGGCACGCUCCGACACACACCUGGAUGCCAUGUCCUCAUCAGAUGAGAAAGAAAGUUUAGACCAGGAUGUCCAUAAGGAGGAGUCGCCAAUGGUGAUGAGUAAGUCUAUAUACUACUCAAUGUCAGAGGAACCCAGUGAGGAACCUCAGAGCAGAGAAGUGCAUCCUCACUCCGAUGGAGAAUGUUCUGUCAAUGAGAGUGUGUUCUACAGUCGCCCUCCGUCUCCUAAGAGCGAUUCAGAAUUGUGUAAGACGCAUGAGCCUUUAGGACCUCAGAUGCAAUGGAACUGGGGUGCUUUUCCCAAGGUGUGCCAGGCAGAGAAAGAAGAAUCAGAAGCCCAACAUAACCCAACUUCCCCCGUCGUGCCCUCUGACCACUCUCACUUCCGGACAAUCCACCGUCAAGCACCAUUUGACAUUGAGAAUGCAGAUUCCCCGGCGACAGUGGUGCGACCAGAACCUCAGAUUGGAACAAACAGCUCGGUUCCUUAUGAAGUUGUCCAUUCAAGUAACACACAGCUGGACAACUGGGUCGUCGAAACGCAUGGCGUGACCUUGCAGUCUACAGACGAUUCGCAACCCUGGACUGCAGUGGAGAUCACAGACAGAGUUAGAUGUAUAGACAAUAAAGCUGAAACAUCAACCACACCAAGAAACACAAUCCAUGAGACCGAUCCUGCCAACAGCCCUGCGAGUACCAUAGUUCCCAUAGAGAGUACAGAGACCCGUGAUAGUAUUGUCUCACAUGACUCCAAAAGUCAGGCAAGCACUCGUGUUACAUUUAGCGAGGGGGACGGUGUUAAAGUUUUAGAAGCAGAAACUGUCAUAAACUCAGUUGACUUGAUCAAUUCCGCACCAAAGCCUAUUGCCCAAAGCUCUCAAGACGACUCUGGAGAGCCAGAGGAGGAGGCUGGGCUGGAGCCUUUCAUGACCAAUCAAAAUGCUGAAAAUGCUGUGUUGACGCCAACCCUGGAGGCCAUAAUCAAAUCAGAGGAUCAGAUGGUUCUCGCUGAGUCCUCGAAAUCAACAGACCCUCAGGACAAGAGGAAAGUCAAGCGCAGUCAUCAUUUGGGACCAUCUGACAUCUAUCUUGACGACUUGUCCACUCUGGACCCUAAUGUUGCUGCUCUCUAUUUCCCAAAGAGCGAGCUGGAGUCAUCCUGCUGCUCUGACCUGGAUCCUCGCUCCAGCCAGCACCCGGAGCCCUCUCCUCCAUCACCUCAAUCACUGAACAGCGCCAAUGUAGACAGCGGCACAGAAUAUCUGUCCGACUCGACGACUGACACGCUAGAUGUGACUAUGUCCCUGUGCGGGCGAGGAGAUAUCAGUCAGAUCAGUAAAGAAAAGUUUAUGCAGCAUCUUGUGAAGUUUCAAGAUUUUGUCAACAACCCUGGAAUUGUUGAAGACCCAAACCUAGUCAUCUGCAUCAACUCAAAAUAUUAUAAUUGGGCUGUGGCUGCUCCAAUGAUUUUGUCAGUUCAAGCUUUCCAAAAGAAUCUACCAAAGAGCACCAUUGACAAACUAGUCAAAGAUAAGAUGCCAAAGAAGUCCGGCCGCUGGUGGUUCUCCUGGAGGAAGAAAGACAUGAACAAUAUUGAGAGAAUUCAAAAGCCUGAGUCAGAGGCGAAUCAGCCUAAAGCAUCUGCUUCCAGCACUGGACCCACUUCACUGCAGAAGUCCUCUAUUGAACUCUCGAGUGAUGAAGACGGUUCUGUCUCCAUGAGACUGAAGGCUGCAAGUUUAAACAUGGCACAGUCCAUUAGUCAGAUGUAUCGUAAAUCUCUGCGGCUAACCUCUGAACAGAUAGAGAGUUUGAAUCUGCGUGAGGGAGCCAAUAAAGUUGUUUUCAGUGUGACCACACAGUACCAGGGCACUUGUCGCUGUGAGGCGGCCAUUUACCUGUGGAACUAUGAUGACAAGAUUGUCAUCUCGGACAUUGAUGGAACCAUCACAAAGUCAGAUGCGCUGGGACACAUUUUACCUCAGCUGGGGAAAGACUGGACUCAUCACGGCAUCGCCAAAUUAUAUCACAAAAUACAGGAGAAUGGCUACAAGUUCCUGUACUGUUCGGCUCGAGCCAUAGGGAUGGCAGACAUCACUAAGGGUUAUUUACUGUGGGUCAAUGACAGAGGUACUGUUCUACCUAAAGGACCAGUGCUACUGGCUCCCAGCAGCCUGUUUUCUGCAUUACAUAGGGAGGUGAUCGAGAAGAAGCCAGAAGUUUUUAAGAUCGCUUGUCUCACUGAUAUCAGAGAUCUCUUCCUCCCUAGCAGAUGGCCCUUUUACGCUGCUUUCGGCAACAGAACUAAUGAUGCUUAUGCAUAUAAGGAAGUCGGUGUACCAGAGACUCAUAUUUUCACAGUGAACCCAAAAGGAGAACUUGUACAGGAAAAAACCAGAGGCAACAAAUCCUCCUACUCUCAUCUCAGCGAGCUGGUGGAUCAUGUCUUCCCCUUCCUCUGUAAAGAUUUUACAUCAUCCUUCGAAUGUCCCGAGUUCAGUCAUUUCUCAUACUGGAGAGAACCAUUACCUCCGGUGGACCUGGAUACCCUGAACUAGACUCAACAUGCAUCUGUUCGUUUCCUAGCACUGGUUCAAUUCCAAGCUAAAUCAUAUCUGCUGAUCAGGAAUCGGUUGCAUGUUCUACUGUCUCAAUAUUUUCUUAAUGCUUAUGUAGAGCCAAAGUAAAUGAGUCUGUGCAUUGACAGACACCAUUUGUCAGAGAUUUAUAUCUGUACACAUAUCACCCACUGAGCCUACAUGAAUACAAUGCAAAAAUUACAUUUUUGAAGACAGAUUAAUCAUAAACAAUUUAACUAGAUUAUAAUCCAGUUACAAUGGGAAACACUACGUUUCACCUGCUGUCAAUAGAAGUUCUCAAAUACUCAGAAGUGCUAGUUUGGCCUCUGGAACUCUUUGCCUUCACAUGUAUGUGCACUUUAACUACAUUAUCAUCAGGAAGCUUUGUGGGUCUCAUGAAUGUAUUUUUCAUUCAAGUUCUCUACCAAAUAAUGGCCAAUACUGCUUUCAAAUAUUUUUUGUUUCUUAGUAUUUAAGUACAUCUUUUUAAAUAUUUACUUCUUUGGACUGGUUAUUGUAGGAGUGUUCAUUUUUAUAUACUGUAUACAACUCAAUUGUAAUUUUAUUUAUUUAAAGCAUCUACAUAGAGCUAAAACAAGGACAAUCUGGUACAUAGGCCAUUUUUGUUUAAUAAGAUGUUGAAACAAUAAAAUCAUUUGUGAGAUUA
Triplophysa dalaica is the source of this 3729-nucleotide messenger RNA. Its product is annotated as zgc:123305. Gene Ontology annotation, molecular function: transcription coactivator activity; phosphatidate phosphatase activity. The transcript has 20 exons. The coding region runs from base 72 to 3041 and encodes 989 amino acids. Gene Ontology annotation, cellular component: nucleus. Lineage: Eukaryota; Metazoa; Chordata; Actinopteri; Cypriniformes; Nemacheilidae. Gene Ontology annotation, biological process: cellular response to insulin stimulus; triglyceride biosynthetic process; fatty acid catabolic process. The record is from RefSeq and is a predicted model, not a curated record.